This is a messenger RNA of Coffea arabica (coffee), 2027 nucleotides long. Its product is annotated as glycerol-3-phosphate acyltransferase ATS12, chloroplastic-like. Gene Ontology annotation, biological process: phosphatidylglycerol biosynthetic process. Gene Ontology annotation, molecular function: glycerol-3-phosphate O-acyltransferase activity. Gene Ontology annotation, cellular component: chloroplast stroma. Lineage: Eukaryota; Viridiplantae; Streptophyta; Magnoliopsida; Gentianales; Rubiaceae. The record is from RefSeq and is a predicted model, not a curated record.
UUCUUCGCUAAGCUCCUACCUGAUCUUCCUCAGAUUUUCUGAAACCUCAUUGGUCAAGAUUUCAAGCCCUAAGAUUUCCUAUAUAAAUUCGAGUUGCAAUCUUUCUCCUCAAAUCCACUCUGCCUUAUCCUUUGAAACCUAUAUUUCUCUGUAAUAAACUAUCUUUCCUAGAUCAAUACGUGGGCUGAGGUUCUCUCGCUGGUUGUGCUUCUAUCACUGAUUGUGCUGCCUCUUCACUUCGGCGGCGGCGGCGGCGGCGGGGGCAGCUCGAGCUUCUUCUCCGGCCUGUUCAAGUUGGAGAGCAGCUUCAAUUUUUUCAGUAAAGGUUUCCAGUUCUGUAGAGUUCUGCCCUUCGGCUAAGUCGGUGAGAGGAAUGGCGGAGAUUUUUGGUGGCGAUAAGACGAAUGGUUCCGCCACGGCAGCUGCGGAGGCGUUGGCUGCUUCCGGUUCUAGUUCUAGCUGCUCCGUCUCGGAGCUCUCGCUCUCGCUGAAUUUCGUGGAUUUCCGAACUGAAGAAGAUCUACUUUCUGGGAUUAGAAAAGCAGCAGAAUCUGGAAGGUUGCCUCUGAAUGUUACUCAAGGCAUGGAGGAGUUGUAUCAGAACUACCGGAAUGCUGUUUACCAAAGUGGAGAUCCCAAAGCUCGUGAGAUUGUAUUAUCUAAUAUGGCUUUGGCAUUUGAUCGCAUCUUCAUGGAUGUCAAGGAUCCUUUUGAUUUUUCAUCUUAUCACAAAGCUAUUCGAGAACCUUUUGACUACUACAUGUUUGGUCAAAAUUAUAUCCGCCCCUUGAUUGACUUCAGGAACUCUUAUGUUGGAAACAUUUCUCUUUUCAAUGAAAUUGGAGACAAGCUUCUUCAGGGUGACAACAUUGUCUUGAUGUCUAACCACCAGACUGAAGCAGAUCCAGCUGUUAUUGCAUUGCUGCUGGAAUCAACAAAUCCUAAUCUUGCUGAGAACAUGAUCUAUGUGGCUGGGGAUAGAGUUAUUACUGAUCCUCUUUGCAAGCCCUUUAGCAUGGGAAGGAAUCUGUUAUGUGUUUAUUCAAAAAAGCACAUGAAUGAUGAUCCUGAGCUGGUUGAGAUGAAACGUAGAGCAAACACAAAAAGCUUAAAAGAUAUGGCUUUGCUUCUGAGGGGUGGAUCAACAAUAAUCUGGAUUGCACCAAGUGGUGGCAGGGACCGCCCAGACCCUGUUUCAGGAGAGUGGUAUCCAGCACCCUUUGACGUUUCCUCAGUGGACAACAUGAGAAGGCUUGUGGAACAUGCUGGUGUUCCUGGUCACAUAUAUCCCUUGGCAAUAUUAUGUCAUGAUAUCAUGCCCCCUCCACCAAAGGUGGAAAAAGAAAUUGGGGAGAAAAGAAUGAUAUCAUUCCAUGGGGUUGGAUUGUCAGUGGCACCAGAAAUCGGUUUCCAUGCUGCUUCCUUGGAAGACCCUGAAAAGAAUAAGGCAGCUUAUACGCAGGCAUUGUAUGAUUCUGUGAACGAACAGUAUAACGUGCUUAAGUCUGCUAUACAUGGUAAACAAGGUCUAAAUGCAUCAACACCUACUGUCUCAUUGUCCCAGCCAUGGCAAUAGCUAACUCAUAAUCUGUUUGACCUCCAUAUGCUGUAAAAUCAGGCUAAUACAAUUCUUUUGAUGAAACUGUAUAGCUCCUCAACCCGAAGUCUCUUCAUAGUUGUAAGACAGCAGGAUCAACGAGCACAUAUGCUCUGUGCAAUAUAUGCACAAUAGUUUACCACACUCCAGGGCUCGAUUUGGUGCUUCCUAUAGCAGACAGACUUACCUAACACGAACAGAUGCAAGUUGAGCUCUGUAAAGUUUUGUGGUGCCAAAAGGUUCAUAGUUUAGUAGUAGCAGGCAAGUGGGGUUACACGUAUAUUUUACAUAGCUUCAUGAAUGUAUCAAAUUUUGUGAAACUGAAAGAAUUUAUAGGUUCGACAGAAAAAAAAAGAAAGAAUUUAUAGGUUGUAUAUAUAUAUUGUACCUACAAUCCAAAUUUUCUCUUCUUUUCCUGAUUUUCCUUCAA